Microthlaspi erraticum is the source of this 252-nucleotide messenger RNA. The record is from the annotation of a GenBank genome assembly. NCBI's taxonomy places the organism in Eukaryota, Viridiplantae, Streptophyta, Magnoliopsida, Brassicales, Brassicaceae.
AUGACACGAUCGGGAAACUCGUCGCAGUUUCAGCUUAGCGAGAAAUGGAAGCUAUCGUCUAAAAAGGAAAGCUUCGGAGGCGACGGAGGCGUGUCGACGUCGAGGCAGAAACAUGGGAAAUACGGUUUCACGAGGAAGUGUGGGAGAUUGGUGAGAGAACAGAGAGCUCGCUUUUACAUCAUGCGGAGAUGCGUCAUUAUGCUUAUUUGCUGGACUGAUAAUCAUCAUAAUAAUUGCUCUGACCACUCCUAA